UCCCGCGGGCGAUUCCAUUCCGCACUCUGGGCAAAGGCACGGGCUAGACGGACAGUCUCCCCACGCUCCCCGACAACGCACAUGGGCGAGCCCGGACCCACCCGAGGGGCAACCGCCGCGACUUCCGGUUCCGAUGACAGCGGCGCCGGAAGCCGGCUGGGCUGCAGGACUAGGUGACAGCUGCCCGGCUCCGGGUCCCGGGGUGCGGGGCGCCCCGACCAAAGCCCGGAGCAGUCGUCGGCCACACCUUCCAAGGGCUGGUGGAGUCGCCCCGACUCAGACGUCCCGUCUUCGUGCACCCGACUGGGUCAGAGAGGCCACCAUGGAACAGUGUGCAUGCGUGGAGAGGGAGCUCGACAAAGUCCUGCACAAGUUCCUGACCUACGGGCAACACUGCGAGCAGAGCCUGGAGGAGCUGCUGCACUACGUGGGCCAGCUGAGGACGGAGCUGGCCAGUGCCGCUCUCCAGGGGACCCCUCUCUCAGCCACCCUCUCCCUUGUAAUGUCCCAGUGCUGUCGGAAGAUCAAAGACACCGUCCAGAAACUGGCGUCAGACCACAAGGACAUUCACAGCAGCGUCUCCCGAGUGGGCAAAGCCAUUGACAGGAACUUUGACUCUGAGAUCUGCGGCGUAGUCUCGGAUGCCGUGUGGGACUCCCGUGAGAAGCAGCAGCAGAUCCUGCAGAUGGCCAUUGUGGAGCACCUGUACCAGCAGGGCAUGCUCAGUGUAGCUGAGGAGUUGUGCCAGGAAUCAACAUUGAAUGUGGACCUGGACUUCAAGCAGCCCUUCUUGGAGUUGAAUCGGAUCUUGGAAGCUCUACAUGAGCAAGACCUGGGGCCUGCACUGGAAUGGGCUGUAUCCCAUCGGCAGCGCCUGCUGGAGCUCAACAGCUCACUGGAGUUCAAGCUGCACCGGCUGCACUUUAUCCGCCUUCUAGCUGGUGGCCCCGAGAAGCAGCUGGAGGCCCUCAGCUAUGCCCGGCACUUCCAGCCCUUUGCUCGGCUGCACCAGAGAGAGAUCCAGGUGAUGAUGGGCAGCCUGGUGUACCUGCGGCUGGGCUUGGAGAAGUCACCCUACUGCCACCUCCUAGACAACAGCCACUGGGCGGAGAUCUGUGAGACCUUUACUCGGGAUGCGUGUUCCCUGCUGGGGCUUGCAGUGGAGUCCCCACUUAGUGUCAGCUUUGCUUCUGGCUGUGUGGCACUGCCAGUGCUGAUGAACAUCAAAGCUGUCAUCGAACAGAGGCAGUGCACUGGCGUGUGGAGUCACAAGGAUGAGCUGCCGAUUGAGAUCGAGUUGGGCAUGAAGUGCUGGUAUCACUCCGUGUUUGCAUGUCCCAUCCUGCGACAGCAGACCUCAGAUUCCAACCCUCCCAUCAAGCUCAUCUGUGGCCAUGUCAUCUCCCGAGACGCACUCAACAAGCUCAUCAAUGGAGGAAAGCUCAAGUGUCCCUACUGUCCUAUGGAGCAGAAUCCAGCAGAUGGGAAACGGAUCAUAUUUUGAUUGCAAAGAACCUUUUGCUGGAAGGUGUUAAUCCACCCAUGGGCCUUGGUCUGCCGUGGUGGAGGGACUGGCGUCAGUGGAUUGUGAUGCCUCUCAGACCAGCACUACCAAGAGGCCUGGCCUGCCCAGGCAGAGGCCAAGGAAGGCCGUGAACCAGCCUACACUUCCUUGGCUGCAAGGGGGACUGGUGCUGUGUUUCUGCUGUCUUCCUGUUUACACUUGCCCCUGACUGAGCAGCAAAGGCUUGGGCUAUCAAAAGCAGACAUCUUUCUAUUCCUGCCCUCAAACCAGGGGGGUCCAGCUGUGGUCCACCUUCUACUGUACAGCCAACUGUAUGUAUCUAUUCUCCACUGUAAAUAGCCCGUUAGAACUGGAUGCUGUUUUGUAACUUUGAACAAAUAUAUUCACAGCCCUUCUCCUUA
Molecule: messenger RNA, 1926 nt
Organism: Peromyscus eremicus (cactus mouse)
Lineage: Eukaryota; Metazoa; Chordata; Mammalia; Rodentia; Cricetidae
Gene: Rmnd5b
Product: required for meiotic nuclear division 5 homolog B
Exons: 10
Coding region: 134-1504 (456 amino acids)
Biological process (GO): proteasome-mediated ubiquitin-dependent protein catabolic process
Cellular component (GO): cytoplasm; GID complex; nucleus
Molecular function (GO): protein binding; ubiquitin protein ligase activity
Source: RefSeq, a predicted model, not a curated record